AUGGCAGACGAAUUUCAUGUUGAAGUUGCGGAGAGUGAAUGGUCGCAAGAUGUGGUCAGCAACCUCAUUGAAGGUUACAGAGCGAGGCCUGCACUAUGGGAUGUCACGUCUGCCGAAUAUAGAGACAGGUUGAAGAAAGAGGAUGCAUGGAAAAGUCUGGCGAAGGAUUGUAAAAGAGAUAAAGUGCAAGUGACGAGAAAAAUGCACAACCUGAGAAACCAGUAUGCGCAAGAAUUAAAGAAAGCCACCAAGAGGAAAUCUGGGCAAGGGACUGACGACGUUUACACCCCAAAGUGGAUGUACUACAAGGCAUUCUCUUUUCUAAGGGGAGUUAUUGGAGAACGAAAAUCGAAGACCAAUUUGGAACAAGAAGAACAAGCGCCAGAUGAUACGCCAGAUGCAACACUAUUUAACAAGGACGAGAUCUGCACUCAACCUCGAGGAUCACCAUCUUCCGUGGCCACACCCAACCCGCCACCGUCGAAAUCUCGAAAACGAAAGGAUGUCGGUCGUGCGUCUGAUGAAAUCCUUCAGAAGGCAUGUGAAGUUAUGUCAAGGGAGACCGAUGAACUGGACACAUUUGGUGCUUUUGUUGCUUCUGAGUUGAGGGGAUUGAAAUCAGAGUCGAACCGCAAGAAAUUGAAACGGGAUAUUCAAAGGGUCAUUCUUGAAGCAGCUGAGAAGGACGAUGAAGACGCCGCAGCUAUGACAACCACACUGACGCCCAGCACUUCUCGCAGCUCAACUUGCAGUCCUUCGUUGACGGGAUUCAGCCAAAAAGAGCAGGGAAACACAGGCCCGGACGACAAGCAAAUUCCGAAUCAAUUUUCCUUCCUACACAUGCUUCAGGAUCAGACAAACGUCAUGUGUAAUGAUAAGAAUAAUUAA
Molecule: messenger RNA, 888 nt
Organism: Lineus longissimus
Lineage: Eukaryota; Metazoa; Nemertea; Pilidiophora; Heteronemertea; Lineidae
Exons: 2
Coding region: 1-888 (295 amino acids)
Source: RefSeq, a predicted model, not a curated record